Messenger RNA from Penicillium robsamsonii, 1086 nucleotides. Its product is annotated as sugar phosphate isomerase/epimerase family protein. Lineage: Eukaryota; Fungi; Ascomycota; Eurotiomycetes; Eurotiales; Aspergillaceae. Bases 1 to 1086 code for a protein of 361 amino acids. The transcript has a single exon. The record is from RefSeq and is a predicted model, not a curated record.
AUGGCUUUCAACCGCCCCGGCAUCGCCUCAAUGUCCCUAGGUCGGCCCUGGGUACACGACCUACCUGGCAAGCUGAUGCAAGCCGCAGAUCACGGCUUUAAGGGCAUUGAACUCUUCUUCGACGACCUAGACUGCUAUGCGCAGCGGGUAUUUGACGGUGAUCACCACGAGGCCGCACGCUCAACGCGGCGGAUGUGCAAGCGGCUGGGUCUGACCAUUAUCUGCCUCCAGCCAUUUUCCAUGUACGAGGGCCUCAUCGACCGCGCCGAGUCAGACCGGCUCAUCAAUGAAAAACUCCCUAAAUGGUUUACCCUGGCGCGGGCGCUAGGCACAGACAUGAUCCAGGUUCCGUCAAACUUCCUAGGUCCUGACCCAAAGACUGGUGCUGCUCGCACCACUGGCGACCGCACAGUCAUCGUUCGUGAUCUCCAACGCCUGGCUGACUUGGGUGCCGGUGCUGGGUUCCGGUUUGUCUACGAAGCUCUCUGCUGGGGUGAUCAUAUUGAUACCUGGGAGGCCUCGUGGGAGGUGGUUCGCGAUGUCGAUCGUCGCAACUUUGGUCUAUGUCUUGACUCUUUCAAUAUCGCCGGUCGUGUAUAUGCCGACCCUGCUGCUCCUUCAGGUCGCACACCUAAUGCGGCGGCAGAUUUGGCUGCUUCGUUGCAGCGCCUGCGCACUGCCAACAUCGACCCGGCCAAGAUUUUCUAUGUCCAACUUGUUGACGGUGAGCGUCUUUCCGCCCCGUUAGAUGAAAAGCACCCUUUCCACGUUGCCGGACAGCCUGUCCGCAUGAAUUGGUCACGCAAUGCUCGUCUGUUCCCCCUCGAGGAGUCGCGUGGUGGUUAUCUGCCUAUUGUGGAUAUCGCUCGUGUCUUCUUCGAAGAUCUCGGCUACCGCGGCUGGGUUUCUCUUGAACUCUUUAGUCGAACUCUCGGCGAGACCGAUCCAUUUGUUCCUGCCGACCACGCUCGUCGUGGUAUCGAGUCAUAUAACAAAAUGGCUCGUAUCUUGGGCUGGGACGAGCCGGCUGAGAACACCUCGUUGCCACUGUUGGCGCCCGAGUCACCUGUUCAACACCGCCUCUAG